AGAAGCUGCAGCAGCAGGUCCAGCGACGGCGAAACAACAGAACCGAUCCAACAUGGCGUCUAACGAUUAUUCCCAAACAUCUUCUCAGGGUUAUGGCUCCUAUGGUGGAGGAGGAGGAGGAGGAGGAGGUGGAGGUGCUAACCAGGGCUACGGUCAGUCCUCUGGUCAGAGCUACAGCCAGCAGGGAUACGGAGGCUACAACCAAGGCUCUGACAGCAGCUCUGGAUCCUACAACCAGGGAGGAUACGGCAGCUAUGGUCAACCUCCGUCAGAUGGAUACGGUUCUCCCCCCUCUAACCAGGGUGGGGGUGGUGGUUAUAAUCAUUCCAGUCAGUCCUACAGCUCUGGAGGCUACAGCAGCAGCAGCAGCAGCCAGCCCUCGAACAUGAGCUACAACCAGCAGUCCUCCUUCUCUGGUUACAGCCAGCAGCAGCCACCGUCCUCCUCCUCUGCCGGCUACGAGGGGAACUCCCAGGCCCCGGCCUACAACCAGCCUCCCGGUGGUGGGCAGAGUGGGGGUGGUUACGGGAGCGGUGGAGGUCAGACCGGUGGAUAUGGUGGAAGCCAUCAACAACCACCCCAACAUGGAGGAGGUCACUACAACCAGCCUCCGAGCUACAACCCCCCCCCUCCACAGAGCUACAGUCAGCAGAGCCAGUAUGGACAAAGUGGAGGAUACGGAGGCGACAGCCCACCGAUGAGUGAAGGCGGAUACAGUGGUCCUGACGGAGGCUACGGGGGGCAGGAUGGUCGCGGCGGCAGGGGUCGCGGCGGUGGAUUUGGAGGUCGGGGUGGUGGCGGAUAUGAUCGUGGUUUUGACAGAGGUGGGCGAGGUGGACCAAGAGGAAGAGGAGGCAUGGGAAUGGGCGAUCGUGGAGGAUUCAAUAAGUUUGGUGGACCAAGAGACUCGGGACAUGGACAUGGAGGACCCGGCUUCAUGCAGGACCAGGACAACUCUGACAAUAACACCAUCUUCGUACAAGGCCUGGGCGACGACUACACCGUCGAGUCAGUGGCCGACUUUUUUAAGCAGAUUGGAAUCAUUAAGGUCAACAAGAAGACGGGUCUUCCCAUGAUCAACCUGUACACAGACAGAGAGACGGGAAAGCUGAAAGGAGAGGCCACCGUUUCUUUUGACGACCCCCCCUCAGCUAAAGCUGCCAUCGACUGGUUUGAUGGUAAAGACUUCAACGGAAAUCCUCUCAAAGUUUCCUUCGCCACUCGCAGAGCCGACUUCGGAGGCCGAGGGGGAAUGAGGGGGGGUCGCGGACGAGGAGGGCCCAUGGGCCACGGAGGGUUCGGGGGGGGUCGAGGCGGAGGUUUCCCAGGAGGCAACGGCGGCAACGGCGGCGGGGGAGGAGGAGGCGGGGGAAGUGGAGGUGGUGGCGGGGGACAGCAGAGAGCUGGAGACUGGAAGUGCUCGAACCCUAACUGUGGCAACCUGAACUUCUCGUGGAGAAAUGAGUGCAACCAGUGCAAGGCUCCGAAACCAGAGGAUGCUGGGGGGGUGCCCCCGAUGGAACGAGGAGGUUACGGAGGAGAUCGCAGAGGAGGGUUUGACCGCGGCGGCUUCAGGGGCCGAGGUGGCGGCGACCGUGGGGGCUUCAGAGGGGGCCGAGGAGGCGAUCGGGGAGGAUACGGCCCUGGCAAAAUGGAAGCAAGGGGGGACCACAGACAGGAGCGACGGGGCCGUCCCUACUAAAUCAUCCUUCGAGGACAGACUCCUCCAGGAACAGUGUGUGUCCCUGUCCACACCUCUGACACACCUCUGUUCACAGUGACCCUCAGUGUGUAGAAAAAUGUGACUGUCCCUGUUUCUUGUGUUUGUUCUUGUUCGUGUCGCUCAGUGUUUUCACCCCCUCCCCCUCCUCCUCCUCCCCCUCCCCCU
Paralichthys olivaceus (Japanese flounder) is the source of this 1888-nucleotide messenger RNA. It is a transcript of the gene fus, whose product is annotated as FUS RNA binding protein. NCBI's taxonomy places the organism in Eukaryota, Metazoa, Chordata, Actinopteri, Pleuronectiformes, Paralichthyidae. Gene Ontology annotation, biological process: regulation of DNA-templated transcription. The record is from RefSeq and is a predicted model, not a curated record. Gene Ontology annotation, molecular function: transcription coregulator activity; RNA binding. Gene Ontology annotation, cellular component: nucleus.